UGCCGGAAGAUGAACCCUCAUUUUCAUCGUCCUUUGCCGAGCCGAACACGUUUCGCUUCAGGAUACAUAAGAAUGAAGCAGGAACACGAAGACCUAGUUUUGAAAGCAUGUGGAGCAAAGUCUCUGCAGAUUGGUACAAAGAUUCAGACUUUGUGGAGCGGUUAUGGUGAAAUAUUACGAGUCCACUUGGAGGGAUGUGACCGUCCCUCUGUGGUUGUCAAACAUGUGAUGUUUCCCCAAAACCAGAAGCAUCCGGGGGGCUGGAACACAGACAUAUCUCACCAGCGCAAGGUGCGAUCCUAUCAAGUAGAAAGUCACUGGUACCAAAAUUACACUACCAACGAGCAAUGCCGAGUUCCUGCUUGUCUUGCUGUCCAGUCAUUUGGUGAUGAGCAGUUGAUUGUUUUAGAGGACCUUGAUGUUGUCGGAUUCCCGGUGAGAAAAACCUAUGUUAAUGAUGCUGAAAUAAAGGCCUGCCUCAGCUGGAUUGCCAACUUACAUGCACUUUUCCUCAACGUUGCCCCAGAAGGGCUUUGGCCUAUAGGCACAUAUUGGCAUUUAGAAACAAGGCCUGAAGAGCUAGAAGCCAUGUCAGAUCAAAAACUCAAAGCAGCUGCUGCAGAGAUAGACAGCAUCCUCAACAACUGCCACUUUAAGACAAUUCUACAUGGUGAUGCAAAACUAGCUAAUUUCUGCUUCUCCAUGGAUGGUUUACAGGUUGCAGCUGUUGAUUUUCAGUAUGUUGGUGGAGGAUGUGGGAUGAAGGAUGUUAUUUACUUUUUGGGCAGCUGUAUGGAUGAGAAAGAGUGUGAAAAGAGAGUGCCUGGCCUUCUGGAUCACUAUUUUUCAGAGCUACGGAAAUCUUUGGACGAGAAGGCCAACUUUCCAGAGCUGGAGAAAGAAUGGCGAAGCAUGUUCGCUUUCGCUUGGACAGACUUUCAUCGCUUUCUCCUUGGAUGGAUGCCCGGUCAUCACAAGAUUAAUAAGUAUAGCAAAAGACUUACUCAGGAUGUUUUAAACAAAUUGAAGCAAUCUCAAUCGAACUGAAACACAGGAAGAACGAUGUGGCAUGGCUUUUAUAAUAACAAAAUACACUGGACUGUAAAUUAUAUUUGAGGCUGUACCACAAAAUGCUUAUUAUUUUAGAACUGGCUUUAUUCUGUAUGUAAUGUGAGAUUAAAAUGUAUUUCUAUUUAUUUUUUUGUAUUCUGUAUUAAUUUAUAAUGUUAAAGCAUGCCCACACAUUCAUCUUUCAUAGUAAC
This is a messenger RNA of Sinocyclocheilus anshuiensis, 1262 nucleotides long. RefSeq names its product protein kinase-like domain containing (gene pkdc). The coding region runs from base 10 to 1047 and encodes 345 amino acids. The transcript has 2 exons. The record is from RefSeq and is a predicted model, not a curated record. NCBI's taxonomy places the organism in Eukaryota, Metazoa, Chordata, Actinopteri, Cypriniformes, Cyprinidae.